GGGGUCCGCUCCUGCCGAGGGUUCGGUUCCGCCGCCGCUCCCGCCCCUCUCCCCACCAUGAGCUCCGCGUCCUGCCCCUCCCGGGAGCCGCCCCGGUACCUCAGCCAGGCCGAGGCCGAGGCCCUGCAGCGGGAGCUGCUCGAGGAUUAUCGCUUCGGGCGGCAGCAGCUGAUCGAGAUCUGGGGACACGCCAGCGCCGUGGCUGUCACCAAGGCGUUCCCGCUGCUGUCGCUGCCCCGCCGCCAGCGCACGCUGCUCGUGCUGUGCGGGCCGGCCCAGACCGGGGCCAUCGGGCUGGUGUGUGCCCGGCACCUGCGCUGCUUCGAUUACGAGCCCACCAUCUUCUACCCACGGCGCUCCCCGGACCCUCUGUUCAAGGAUUUCACCACUCAGUGCGAGAAGAUGGACAUUCCCUUCCUGUCCUACCUGCCCACCGAGGUGCAGCUCAUCAACGACGCGUACAACGCCGUGGUGGACGCGGUGCUGGGGCCCGAGGGGACAGAGGGGACAGAGGGGACAGAGCCGUGCGCGGCCAUCCUGGCCACCCUGCGCCACAUCCGCAUCCCCAUCGUCAGCCUGGAUGUCCCCUCAGGCUGGACCCCCGGCGCGGGUGGCACAGGUGACAUCAGCCCGGCCGUGCUGGUGUCGCUGGCCGCCCCCAAGGAGGUGACACGGCGCUUCCAGGGACGGCGACAUUUCCUGGCCGGGCGCUUCGUGCCCGAGGAGCUGCGGAGAAAAUUCGGGAUCGGGGCCGAGUACCCGGGCAGCGACUGCGUGGUGGCACUGUGACCCCAAAAACAUCUCUGGGACCCCAAAAAUGGCACUGUGACCCCAAACAACAUCCCUGGGACACCAAAAACAUCCUUGGCACCCCAAAAAAUCCCCAAAAAACAUCCCUGGGACCCCCAAAAAACAUCCCUGGGACACCAAAAAACAUCCUUGGGACCACAAAAAUGGCACUGUGACCCCAAACAACAUCCCUGGGACACCAAAAAUGGCACUGUGACCCCAAACAACAUCCCUGGGACCCCAAAAAAAUCCUCAGAUACAGCCCUGGGACCCCAAAAAUGGCACUGUGACCCCAAACAACAUCCCUGGGACACCAAAAACAUCCUUGGCACCCCAAAAAAUCCUCAAAAAACAUCCCUGGGACACCAAAAAACAUCCUUGGGACCACAAAAAUGGCACUGCGACCCCAAAAACGGCACAGUGACCCCAAAAAACAUCCCUGGGACCCCAAAAAACAUCUCUGGGACACCAAAAACAUCCCUGUGACCCCAGAAAUGGCCCUGGGACCCCAAAUACAGCCCUGGGACCCCAAAAAUGGCACAGUGACCCCAAAAAACAUCCCU
Molecule: messenger RNA, 1352 nt
Organism: Catharus ustulatus (Swainson's thrush)
Lineage: Eukaryota; Metazoa; Chordata; Aves; Passeriformes; Turdidae
Gene: YJEFN3
Product: YjeF N-terminal domain containing 3
Exons: 6
Coding region: 58-789 (243 amino acids)
Cellular component (GO): mitochondrion
Molecular function (GO): NAD(P)HX epimerase activity
Source: RefSeq, a predicted model, not a curated record